This is a messenger RNA of Fonsecaea multimorphosa CBS 102226, 477 nucleotides long. RefSeq lists its product as uncharacterized. The record is from RefSeq and is a predicted model, not a curated record. Bases 1 to 477 code for a protein of 158 amino acids. Gene Ontology annotation, molecular function: carbonate dehydratase activity; zinc ion binding. Lineage: Eukaryota; Fungi; Ascomycota; Eurotiomycetes; Chaetothyriales; Herpotrichiellaceae. The transcript has 4 exons.
AUGCCAUAUCCGACGAUUGCGGAGCUCGUUGAGCGGAGCAAGGAGACGAAGAAGACCCAUACACCUUUGCUCUCUUCUGCCGAGCGACGCGCGAAAGGCAUCAAGAUGAGUGGGACUCUGGUCAAGGUUAUAUGCCACCGCAACGGAGGAGGACGCGCUAGACACGCGAUUAAAGACAUCGCUGUGCUCGAUAUCAUCGUCGGGCUCGAUGAAAUUGCAGUGAUCCAUCAUACGGAUUGUGGUGCCAGCAGAUACACGGAUGACUCGAUGCGGAAGCAGAUCAAGGAACGUGCGGGCCCCGGUUGUGACAAACUUGUUGAUGAGUUGGAUCCCGCGGCAAUCGGAGACCUCGAGGGAAGCAUUCGGGAGGAUCUCGCUGAGCUGAGGCAGUCGCCCCUUAUUCGGAAGGAGCUGUCGGAGAACGCUCAGGGUUUCAUUUUUGACGUCUUCACGGGAGAGCUGACUCGAGUUGAGUAA